Messenger RNA from Dicentrarchus labrax (European seabass), 4217 nucleotides. RefSeq names its product programmed cell death 1 ligand 1. The record is from RefSeq and is a predicted model, not a curated record. Gene Ontology annotation, cellular component: external side of plasma membrane. Bases 2006 to 2839 code for a protein of 277 amino acids. Gene Ontology annotation, biological process: cellular response to lipopolysaccharide; negative regulation of T cell proliferation; cell surface receptor signaling pathway. Lineage: Eukaryota; Metazoa; Chordata; Actinopteri; Moronidae. The transcript has 6 exons.
ACUUCAACUUCAUCUAGAAAACACUGUAGAAAAGUUUCAUUUCGUGUAGGAAACAACCUCAGAGUAUUAUUUUAUUGGUAUUGUUAUUAUUAUUGUUAUUAUGAGUAUACAGUCAGGAUAGUGAAGUUUUAUUUAUUUCAUUUCAUUUAAAUUCAUUUUGAAACGAGUUAAAUAACUAUUCCCACCAAUAAUCAACCUCACAGUGUCCACACUCAUUAAAGAUCACUGCAGCCCAAAAUAAUCCAAACUGAUUUACUGUCAAUAAACGGAUGGAAGUGAUGCUGAAAUAACGACACCAUGAUGGCGGGUGUUAACCGACUGAAUUCAGACUCAUAUUUUACAACUUCCUCUCUUCCUUUACUUCAAGUUCAAGUAGUCUUACAAGACCGUACGGGCUGGAGCUAGCAGUUACUAGCUGGUUAGCAUGCUAACCUCAGUAACACAACACACAGAUGGCUUCGACAUACAGUCGUAGCUGUUAGGGUGAGUUUCCACCAUAAUGCAAAUGAAUGAAGUCUGAGGUAAAGAGGACGACAUACGGAGAGACAGAGCUGAAAUUCAGAAAAUCAUCAUGAUGUCGUUAUUUCUGCAUCAUUUUGAUCCGUUUAUGGACAUUAAAUCACAGAAAGUAUAAUUGAGGCCAUUUCUUUUAUUUAUUUUUAUUUCUAUUACACAUUACCCCUUUUAUAACAGAGCGAUCAGUAACAGCGUGUCUGUAAAACUCUAAAGCUCCAGACAGUAACAAUGUCAUAUUGAACACCAAAGAUUAGUUUUGAUCAUUAUAAUAAUCAAUUAAUUGUCUUAAAGACAAACACUGCACCUUAAUUCUGGUUUUUGCUUUGACGUAUCUAUUAUUAUAAUGAAACAGUUCCUCUGAAGAAUAUUGAAGCAUAUUGAAGCUUUCUGCUCAAGUAAUCAUAUCACUAAUAAUCAGUUCCUUCUCUACUUUCUGGAUAAAAAACAAAACAAAAUACAGAACUAUUUAAAAUGUGCCUUAAAAAACAUCAGAAUUUAAAUAAAGUGUCUCUAAUGGUCUUCUGUAGAAACAGCAGCUGCAGCAGUUACAUGUUAUCUCUUUAUAUUUAUCCAUUAUUGUUGUGAAAGUUAAAUCUUGGGAAAUUAAGGAUCUGCUGAGUGGAUAUUAAACUGUGUACUUUAUAUUUAUUUAAUAUUUUUGUCAGUGGGAACUAUUUGAAGUCAAAUAGUGAUUGUGAUUAUAUUUAGUGACUGAUCCUUUCAUCCUUCUCAGGACCAGCUCUUGAUAAUUUCCUCAGUUAUAACAGCGUCUCUGCUGUAAAUGAUCAGACUGAAUUUUGUCUUAUUGUGAAAUAAACAGUACCACCUUUCUACCACAAGAUGGAGCCACUCAAUCACCUCAUACAACACAGCACUGUUAGUACUAAUACUGAUACUAAUAUUGAUACUGAUAUUGAUACUGAUACUACUGAUGUAAUAUUGAUACCACUGUUUAUUCUGUUAGUACUAGUUCUAAUAGUGUAGCGAUAUAAUGUUGUUAUCACUCCUUAUUGUUGCUGUUCCUACUGGAACCUGGACUGCUGUUAGUGCUCGUACUUCUAACUUACUAUAACUUCUUCUGUUUCUAUUAUAAUGUAAAUAUUAUUUCCUCUACAGUUACAUACUGUAACUAUAGUACUGAUGCUGCUGAACCUGUAGUUUCACUGCUACUACUAUUAAAGGUUCUCCUGCUGUUAGUAUCGUUGUUAUUACUGCUGUAACUGUCCUCCUAUAGUUACUACUACUUCACCUGAAACUAUUACUGUAAUAGUUUUAUUGGUACUAAUACAACUACUGAUAAUAACUCGACUACUGCUGUUACUACCCUGACUACUACAGUACUCCACUGCUAUUAACACUUACUACUUCCAUCAGUCUAUCAGUUACUGCUGCUGCUACAAAUACUACUAAUGCUGCUAAUAAUAGGACUAUUACCAAUCUGUUUUCCUGAAGCAGUUUCAGUUCCGGGUUUGAAGCGUCUGAGCGUCUGAUGAAACCUGCUGUUUGUGGUUCAUCACAAUCACCCUCUGAAACAGGAAGUGAGCUGAGUACUUCUCUCGCUGUGAAGGAAGACGCUGUGUCAGACUGGUUCCUGUACUGGAUCAUGGAUCUGAUUUGGGUCAUCCUCCUGGUGUUCCUGGUGUGCACCGAGGCCGGGAAUCUGACGGAGGUCCGAGUGGAACUGGGUCACAAUGCCACACUGAACUGCUCACUGGAACCACCAAACAUCUACUGGUACAUGGAGGUACACAGUCAGUGCAGAGCCCUCAUCAUACGUACUUUUACUAAGAAUAAGACGAACAGUAACUCCAUUUAUACUACUUUUAUAAGCAAAUAUAUAGCGGAGGUAAACAGGCUUACGAUUGUGAACGCCACAGCAGAGGACUGCCGGCUGUAUUUCUGUGCCAGAAAACAAAAUAACAGCUUUAUAUUUGAAGAUACUUUCCACCUCGUCUCAGAUGUUCCAGCUGUCACUCCGCCCACCAACAGCUGUGCAGGGAACCACCAGCAGCUGCAGCAAAACAGGCCGAUAUGGCAGAGUGAGCUCAUCCUGUACGGCUCCUUCGCCCUGAAUAUCGCCCUCCUCGUCUUCAUCUUCAUCGGUUUGGUUUUUACGUCUCACCUUAUGAAGAAGAAGAAGAACUGCAACGUCCAGCUGAAUGACCCUUCACCUUUGAGCCCUGAGAACCCAGAGAGACUGGAAGCAGCACAGUACGAGGAGAUCCAGCUCCCCACCUACAGAGCCCGCCCACCUGCUGCUCCUUCUUCAGAGUGUAUUUACUACAAAGCUCAGCUUCCUCAAUCCACACUACCUCAACUGUGACACCUGAACAUCUGGACAUCUGGACAGUUAAUGAACAUCUGGACAGUUACUGAACACCUGGACAGUUAAUGGACACCUGGACAGUUACUGAACACCUGGACAGUUACUGAACACCUGGAUGGUAUAGUAGUAAUUAGCAGUAAGCAGUAAAUAGCAUUAGCAGUAAGUAGCUUGCUCCACUUGCACAGAGCAGAAAGGGGUGGAGCUUAGGAAGGUUUUGAACCUGUAAUGUUUGUCUUAAAACCCCCUUUAUCUUUAGACUGUGUACCUAACAGGAAGUCAACACGUUUGUGUUUCUGUUUGUGUUUCUGUCAGAACAAAAUCUCUGAAAACAUAAAAGUUUAACAGACUCCACAUUUCUGUGUCAGAGGUCACUGACAGUGUCACACAGUAUUUUAAACCUGUCUGUAAACAUGUCAAACAUCAGUAUAUAGGUUGGAGUCGUCUGCAUAUAGAGACACUGCAGCUGCUGGAGAGACUGUUACUAUAUUACAUUAAAAAAGAAGCUCUGAGACACAGAUCCUGUUACUGGAGGCAACCAGGAGCUUCAGUUCGAGCUGCUUUCAGCCGUUGAGGUUGUGGGUGUGGGUGGAAGGUGUGAGGUUGAACAAACUCUCCACUAAGCCUCAGAUUUAACACUUGAAACCUUUUAUUUGACAACAUUACAGACACAUUACUGCAGAAUUCAGAAUGUUUAUUACUAGAAUGUACAAUAAAGUCUUUGCUUCAGGUUUUGCUGUUGUUGUUGGGUAAAGGUGUAAACUCUCUGAAGCAGCUGUUUCUGAGACAGUGUAAACAAACAAGGUGUUGUUUGUCUGAGCUCGGAAAGUUUGAUAAAGGCAUCAACCUCCUACUCACACUGUGGAGGUUUGAGAAAUAUCCUGGGUGGGAAAAGUUGGCUAAAACUUGAACCUUUUUCUUUUGAAAGAAAUGUUGCUUUGUGACUGCAGCAAAACCACAUACAGAGGUGUGAUUUUAAUACUUUGGUCUCUUCCUGCUGCCUCCACCUGCCCUUCAACGUUUCCGUUCCAGCCUACAGAGCGAAAGGCUUUACAAUCUGAUCAAUCUGAGGACAAUACUUAUUGAUUACUCUUAAAUUAGGUCUACAAACCGGUGAAACUGAGUUGAAUGACGGCCAAGAUAAUGUGUUAAACGUGUGUGAAAUGUUGUCGUAAUUACAGCAUCAAUUGUUCACCAAUGUGUUUGUGAUAGUCAGAAGGUCUGUUGGCAGUGAUAAUAAAGUUGUGCUUUUGUACAUUUAUAAUAAAGUUUUGGGGGGGGAUUUUAAGCUGUGAGGAGCAGAGAGUUCAGAUAUUUGUGUAAAGAUGUAGGAAGUAAAAGUAGGAAGUUGUCAUAAAAUAAACACUUAUUAAGUAAG